UGGGAAACAGGAUUAGCUUCUUAGGCUCUCACUAGCCGCUAUGGCGGACGUGGCUGGAAAAGGAAGAAGCGGUUGGUUACUUCCAUGGACCACUUGAAUGACCUUUCUUUGUCGAGAUCCUGGUACCAGACCUGCUUCUCUUGUUUGCUGCUGCCGGGGUGGACACCAUGAACUACGUGGGCCAGCUGGCGGGGCAGGUUCUGGUGACGGUGAAGGAGCUCUACAAGGGAAUCAACAGGGCCACACUGUCGGGUUGCAUUGACGUCAUCGUGGUCCGACAGCCAGAUGGGACCUUCCAAUGCUCCCCUUUCCAUGUCCGCUUUGGCAAACUGGGAGUCCUUCGCUCCAGGGAGAAAGUGAUCGACAUUGAAAUCAAUGGAGAAGCGGUGGACUUGCACAUGAAACUUGGAGACAACGGGGAGGCUUUUUUUGUCCAGGAGACGGAAAAAAAUCAUGAGGUUGUCCCUGCACGCCUGCUGACCUCUCCCAUCCACACGGACGACGCUCCGAUGAAAAACCGAGAGCCCAGAAGUGUCAGAUCGGCAGCCGAGAGCAGUCAGCGUCUGAUGGGUCCGGAAGAGCGGGGAAGCCACCAUCCCCGUCCCAAUGCGUGUGGGAAGAAGAGGAAGAGAAGGAGGAGGAAGCACAAAGCUGACAUCCGCAAAGAGCAGCCAAGCCCGCCAGCAGGAAGCGAGCUGGACCUCUGUGGGCUCAGCUCAGAUGAGGAGAGCAAUGCGCACAGUGCAUGGACAUGCUCAACCUCAUUGAAGGACAAAACAGACAUUUUUGGACAUUCUGCAUUUGCUGCCCUUGAGUGGGACAGCUACCCUUUUUCUGACGGAGACUGGUCCCCCUGUACCGAGUGCAGGGAGAUGUCCGAGGCCACGUUGCCUAGCAGUGACUCUGAGCCCACAGAGAGCAUGCUCAGAACCGAGUCACACAUGCGGUGGACCUGGGGGGAGUUUCCAGAAUCCACAAGGGUCUCCAAAAAGGAGCCGUCCGAGCCAAAGGUUCUGACCAUCACCCCCACAGAAAGCACACAUUUCCGGGUCAUCUCAAGCCCAGAGUCAUGGAACGGCAAGCAAGCAGAAGAUAUGCUCUGCGACAUCGUUCGACCCGAACCUCGGAAUGUCCCGUCGUCCCAGGGCGGCUGCAACCCCAUUGACACCUCCUCAGCUCAGCACACGAGCAUGACCCAGCAUCAGGCGGAACCGAGAACCUUUCCAUCCCAGCCAUGCGCAGGCAACUCCAACCUCGGUGAGAAAGCCGUACGCAAAACCAGCUGGAAAUCUUCUCCACCCAGUCGCAGGGACAGCAUGAGCAGAGAUUCGAAUAGAACCUCGUCCAUGUCUGCAGCCGCCCCCGUAAAGAAAAAGGGUGUGAGGAAGAGGAGUCAACAUCAGGGCCCAGAAGAUAUUUAUCUGGAUGACCUGAAUGUGCUCGAGCCCCAUGUUGUCGCUCUGUACUUCCCCAAAAGUGAGUCGGAGCAGGUUCCAAAGCCCUGGGUCGAGACGGGGACACAGUCGGGCUCACAGUCGCCUCAGUCGAUGGGCAGCGGUGCCGCAGACAGUGGCACAGAGUGUUUGUCCGAUUCUGCCACCGACAUUCCUGAUGUCACACUGUCGCUCUGCGGCGGAGUCGGUGACAAUUCAGAAAUCGACAACGAAAGAUUCAUGGAUUACAUCAUCACCUAUCAUGAAUUUGCAGAAAACCCAGCGAUUAUUGACAAUCCCAAUUUGGUGGUUCGGAUUGGGCAUAGAUACUACAACUGGACUCUGGCAGCGCCGCUCAUCCUCAGCAUGCAGGCUUUUCAGAAGACGCUCCCAAAGCCCACAGAAGAAGCGUGGGUGAAGGACAGGACGCCAAAAAAGUCUGGCCGAUGGUGGUUCUGGAGAAAGAGCAGCGUGAAGCAGUCAUCAACAGAGACCAAGGCGGCACAGGACAGUCCAGACCUCAACAUACAAACACAGCAAAGAACAUCGGAGUGGUCCAGUGAUGACGAACCCAAAGACAUCGACGGCGGUCAGACACCAAGUGAGCGUGUGCAGACAGAAGGCCCCGCCCCUUGCCCCGCCUACAAGAAGUCCCUCCGCCUGUCAUCAGAGCAGAUUGUGGGUCUAAAGCUGAGAGAGGGGCCAAAUGAUGUCACCUUCAGCAUCACCACUCAGUACCAAGGCACGUGUCGCUGUGAGGGCACCAUCUUCCUGUGGAACUGGGAUGACAAGGUUAUCAUCUCAGACAUUGAUGGCACCAUCACCAAAUCUGACGUGUUUGGUCAGAUUCUGCCUCAGCUGGGCAAAGACUGGACUCAUCAAGGGAUCGCCAAGCUGUACCAUUCCGUGCACGAGAAUGGUUACAAGUUCCUGUACUGUUCGGCCCGAGCCAUCGGCAUGGCAGACAUGACGCGUGGAUAUCUACACAAGGUGAACGACCGGGGGACUCUCCUGCCUCGAGGACCACUCAUGCUCUCGCCAAGCAGCCUCUUCUCAGCCUUUCACAGAGAGAUGAUAGAAAAGAAACCUGAGAAGUUCAAGGUGGAAUGCCUCACGGACAUCAGGAAUCUGUUCUGCCCCAGCAUGCAUCCCUUCUUUGCAGCUUUUGGCAACAGAGAAAGUGACGUGUUGGCCUACAGGCAUGUGGGCGUGGCCGUGUGCCGUAUAUUCACGGUGAACCCAAAGGGCGAGUUAAUUCUGGAGCAGGCCAAAGGCAACAAAACAUCAUACGGCCGAUUGAGCGAGCUGGUGGAGCACGUUUUUCCCCUGCGGACUUGCCAACACAGCGCCGCCUUCAGCUACCCCGAGUACAGUUCCUUCUCGUACUGGAGGGAGCCCGUUCCCCCCGUGUGUUUGGAGGAGCUGCUUUAGGCACAUAUAGUACCUUCAUGUGAUGGAAUCCAAUAGCGAAGCUUUCAGUGAGAUCACUGGACUGAAAGGUGUUCUCUGGUAAAAAGAGAAAACACACUUUGGAAGGGAAAUGCAUGGUGACAGAUGAUGCAGAAGAAGCAGUAGUGGACUUACCUUGACUUGUCUGCCCGACCAGCUAAAGUAGGUUGUGAGGUUUUGCCUACCUAUGUACACAUAGCGCCAGUUCACCACAGAAGUUAUCUCAAGGCAUUUUACACACGAAGCAAGUCUAGAACCACACUUGUCAUACAUUAAAAUCGACGAUUGUGUCAUCUUGUCUGCCUUUCUUAUGCCAUUCAGUCACUCUGUCCAUAUGACUUCUUUCUAUGAAAGCAAGUUUGUAUCUUUUUGUUGAACGAUUUCCAUUUAAAUGUUAAUGCUGUGCAUGUGAGGUCUGUCUUGUCAAACUGGAAUGAUGAUCAUUUCAAUAGUUGGAACUGUAAUAAGGUCAUGUGUUCGUAGUAUUUACUAUACAUCACUUUCUGCAAUAAAAGUAUGACUGCCAAGAA
Messenger RNA from Dunckerocampus dactyliophorus (ringed pipefish), 3412 nucleotides. Its product is annotated as phosphatidate phosphatase LPIN2-like. Lineage: Eukaryota; Metazoa; Chordata; Actinopteri; Syngnathiformes; Syngnathidae. Gene Ontology annotation, biological process: triglyceride biosynthetic process; cellular response to insulin stimulus; positive regulation of transcription by RNA polymerase II. Gene Ontology annotation, cellular component: cytosol; endoplasmic reticulum membrane; nucleus. Gene Ontology annotation, molecular function: phosphatidate phosphatase activity; transcription coactivator activity. The record is from RefSeq and is a predicted model, not a curated record. The transcript has 20 exons. The coding region runs from base 168 to 2864 and encodes 898 amino acids.